Aureobasidium musti is the source of this 1104-nucleotide messenger RNA. Lineage: Eukaryota; Fungi; Ascomycota; Dothideomycetes; Dothideales; Saccotheciaceae. The record is from the annotation of a GenBank genome assembly.
AUGCUCUGGCUUCCCAACGAACUGCUCUCGCGCAUCGCUGAAUUCACGCUGGAUGAAGAUAUCCCAUCUUUGCGUCUCACCUGCAAACAUCUGAAGCGAAUCACCAGCAAGCACUUCAUCAGUGCGUUCGUCAGAGAAAUUCACUUUUCUACCACUUUUGAGGGCAUUCAGCGUCUUGAGCAGAUCGUUCAACAUGCCGAGUUCGGCCCGAGUAUUGAAAGAUGCAUGGCAACAGUGGAUGGGAGUCUGGUGCUUAGCUCGCUACGUGGCCCAGUAGUUCGACGCCGUUACCGCGAAAGAUUGCUGAGAAUACAGCAAGCCCUCUCCAGAAUCGCACACCAUGAACACGGCCUCGAGCUUGGUAUCACUUGCCGCCACCAAAGUUCUUCUAUAUUGGAAAAGGCCUGGAGGGCUGCCACAUUGAUGUCCAACGCAAAACCGACCAGUGUAAUACUCAGAUCUUUCAUCAUCGACCUUGAAAAACUAUCAGUGAUAGACAUACCGGGUAUCAGAGCUUGUCUGACUGAGCUGCCGACGUUCUUGAUCAACAACGACCUAAUUGAGAGCGACGUGAUCGUGCGCUUUCCAAACCGUGGUGAAGCUACAGCAAGUCCCUCAAUGCCUCAGUUGAUCACCACCAGAGACGGAACUUGCAUCAAGCUCAGUGACAUGGUACCUCAUGAUGAUCUGCAUUGCCUUGCCAUACUAUGGCUACUUGUGCUUGGGGACCAGCUCAAAGAGUUGCACAUCAUCAGCUGCAAGCUUCUCAUCAGUGACUUCAGGUUGCUUUUCAGUCUCGUUGUUAGCCACUCCUUGCGACUCGAAAUCAAGGACUGUCAGUUCGAUCACACAUGGACAGAGCACGACUCAAAUCUGCUCAAAGAAUUUCUUUGCUGCAGGGAUUCUGGUUUGAGCUCCUGUCACCUGAGCAACCUCACGAGCAAUUCGGGCCCGAUCCUUGCGGACGAAUUCGAAGCUUCCAGCCUCUAUGAGAUUCGCGAGCGUAUCAACACCCUCAAAUUUCUUGAGCAAGCCAGUGUGGACGAGGAAGCAAACCGAGUCGUGAAGUUCACGGAGGGAUCACAAGAAAUCGACGAACAAUAG